CAGCAUGCGCUUGAGCAGCAUACGAUAAACGAAACAGAAGUACGUAGUUGCCUUAGUUAAGUACCUUACUGACGACUUUCAGUUCGAGUCAGAAUCAGAUAGGUGCUAGUAACGAAAAUGUGUUGGAGAAAAAAAUUAGCCUGUUGCAAAUGUGUAGAAGUAGUUCGAUUGAGAUUCUUCAAUAGUGUAUUCGUAUUCGAGGCAUGAGUUUGUGUUGUAUUCGAGGCACCAUGAGAAUUUGAAUUAUAGUGGCAUCGUUCUUGAACAGUAAAAGACUUGAAGUAAGGCUAACAGAUGCAAUUGCAAAGUAGGUUCCAACAUAAGACGAAACACAUAUGCACCUCAGUUUCUGUCAUUUAUAGCGGCGUGUCAGUAGCAUUUUUUGUCCCCAAGUGAUGACGUCAGUGACGUUUAGUCUACGGUUGACUUUUUUAUCAGUUUCCUAGAUAGAUUUAGGUGGUUGCCAGAUCGUCAUCAGCGAGUGUUAGGUUCUAGUUUAUUUGCAGCGUUGCAUGUUGCGGUAUAUUUCUUGACUGAUUUAUUUGAGAAAGGUUGUAACAGUAACCUUACUCGUUUCGCUUUCCUUCUUUUAACAGUUGUUUCCAGAAGAUGGCAUAGAACAAGUUCGCCACGAUUUUUACCUACAAGUAGCAGGUGUACGAUUCAGAUCAUGCUUCAGACGAUCAUGCGACCAAGCAAUGUCCCCAAGUUGUACUAGGUGGGAACCAGAAAGUACGAGAUGGACGUUCCUCAUACGGCUGAUAGAUGUUAAACACAUUAAUGUUGCAUAUUCACGCAUCGGUCAAU
Messenger RNA from Amoebophrya sp. A25, 807 nucleotides. Lineage: Eukaryota; Dinophyceae; Syndiniales; Amoebophryaceae. The record is from the annotation of a GenBank genome assembly.